AUGCGCGACGAGCAGACGCGCGCUUCCGUCUUUCUUCCGCCGUCCUGGCUCGACGAAGAAGGUCGACUCUGCUACUCCGCACACGUCCUAGAAAGCAUUCCAGAGGAAUCUGAGCCGCCGUCCUCGAGGACUUCCCGCUACGGCAGCUUCCACCGCGACACGGAGGCUCCGCGGCGACCGGGAAGGGGAGACAGUCUCUUCUCUCCAGAGACAGGAGAGGGCGAUGUGUCCCUCUUCGCCGAUAGUGACUCGCACGAAAGCGCAGCCUCUCCCCUGGAAGAGGGGCGAGGAGACGGCCCCGCCCCCGGAGCUCCUCUACACCUAGAGAGCAAGAGAGCCGACGCAGGAGUUCUGCCGCCUGGAGAGGUCUUUUCUCCCGAUGUCGCAUGCGCCCGACACGUAGACGGAGACAGGGGGAAACGGGCGGGGGAUGGCCCGCAGAGACAGGAGCAACUCGACCACAAGGGACCUGAUGCCGGCGCUGGAGAAGGCUACGGUCUUGUGUUCCGGGAAUCCGGCCGCGCCCCGAGCCUCGAGGGCGCGGCGCCUCUGCACACUGAACCAUCAGAAGAUCCACGCAAACAGAGAGAGACGGGAAGCUUCGCCGAAGGCGAGGCUGGUUCCGAAGUGGGCGACACUCGAGAACUCUCUAUCUGCUCUCCCCCGGAACAGCCUGAAGUUCCCCCGCCGAGACAGGCCUCUUCCGGCCAAGACGCACCAUGCUGCGGGGAGAAGGCCAGCUGUUUUGUCCGACAGAACUCUCCUCUCCAGUCUUACGGCGAGGCACCGAACGGAGAGGUUUCGUUUCCCCACACGUCGCACGGCAGUCUCCACGUUCCUGCGCCGCAUGAUGCAUCGAACGCGGCGCGGGUGCGGGCGUCCUCAGUCCAGGAACAGUCUGCGCUUUCUCGGCCUUUCACCCAAGCAGAGCCGCGGCGGCCUCUCUCAGCUCCGCCUCCUCGUCCGUCGUCACUUGAUUCCCGUGGCGCGGCUCUUGUGUCUCCUGAGAGAGAAGAAAGAACCUUCUCUCCCGAAUCCACAGGGUCUCCUCUCUGUGCUGCAGCCAGGUACGCCGACGCCCGCACAGACAAACCACGCGCUGUACGCAUGCCUUCAGCUCUGGGAGAUGACGAGAGAGACGGAACAGGAAAGCCAGGGGCUAAGAGAGAGAAAGAGAAGUGGAGAGCGGAAGAGAUAGCUGAGGAAGCGCCGUUUGAGAACGCGAUAGACGAGAAGCGAAACGGCCGGCACCGCGUAGGCUUGUCGGGAUCGUCUUCUGGGAACCAUGGCACGUUGCCUUCCUCGGCGCUUCCGUUUCCGCUGUGGGCCGCACUCCGUUUCGGCAGUCUCUCUUUCUUCCUCGACUUCCGAGACGUCAUCGCGCUCUCUGCGGCCUCGUUUCCGCUUCGGCUGCUUCUCUGCGGCUCGCAGCCGUGUGCGUCGCCUCACGCGCUUUUGGCGUUCGGAGAAGGCGAGGGAGGAGACACUGCCGAGGAGAAAAAAGGGAGGGUCUUCCAGAGUUUGUUCUCUUCGGACGCCCCAGGCGCGCGAGACGCUUCUCCCCAAGUCGCCAGGCAGGGCGCAGACACCCGAGAGUCGGAGAAAGGUCGACGGACCCCAGCCCCGGGACAGAGAAGGCACGGACAGGCAGAGAGGAGGCGCGGGAAGGAAAGAGGUGCGUUGAGAAAAGACACCCUCGAAGUGGAAGAAGAGAUGAAGAGCGAGUGGUCCCGCUUCAACGCCCUUGCUCAGAGAAGAAAAACGGACACGAGCGGAGAGAAGACGGAACGGAGAGCGAGAGAAUGUGCAGCGCUUCCGGCGGGGGUCUUCAGCCACAUUCGCGUGACGACUGCGUGGGCUGCGCUGGACGAGGAAUUUGUGCGGGAACUUUUCCGUCGCGCGACGCGCCUCUCGGUUCUUGAAAUCUCGAUUCGCAGGGAUUGCCUUUCGGCCCUUCUUCAACGAGGAUCGCCUGUGCCGGCGCGCACCUCUCCUUUCGUCCCAGCUGCCUCCUCGGGCUGUUCCCAUUCCCCUUGCUGUCGCCAGUCGUGUUCCGGUCCGUCUGCGGCCGUGCAACGCCGCUUGAUGCUUUGCCUGGAGCGCGCCGUCUCAGCGUUUGUCCUCAACUGCGAAACGCUCGAGUCUUUUGCCCUCCACGUUGAAGGCGAAGACGCAGGCUCUCCGUUCUUUUUCUCUCCGACCUCGCGAGUGAACUGGGCUUCUCCAACGCCGUCUCCACGCUCUCGUUUCCACCCUGCAUCGGCUUCCCCGUCGUCUGUAUCAUCUUCUUUCUCUCGUUUCGGGUGUUCUUCCCUGGGUUUUGAGCCGCGGCUUGGGGAGCUCUGGGAGGCCCCGACCGCGCAGUCUGUGGACCAUUUGUUUCCUCGCCUGCGGCGUUUCUCGUCGAGAGGGACGUUCGGGCUGUUGAUUCUGCUCUCCAGCUGUCUACACGCGUGGAUCCAAAGCGAGGGUUUCUCUUCUCGGCCCACGCCAGGACAGGAGCUGCGAGGCGCGGGAGAGCAGCAGAGGGGGACAGAAGGGAGGAAAGGCCGCGAUAGAGAAGGCGGCGGAGACGCCCGCGUGUCCUUCUCGGGACUCUUUAGGUCUUGGGCGUUCGCGAAGGACAGGAAACGCUGCAGGGAGAAGGGGGUGGGAGUGCAGCAGAGAACCGCGGACCGAGCCCCGGCAGCGGAGGCGAACGAGCAUUUCAAGAGGUCCGCUCCCACUCUGACACACCUGGAGAUUUCCGAUCGGUCCUCGUGGUUCGACCUCUCGCUUCUUCUUCCUUUCCUCUCAUCUCUUGCGCAGCCGGCCUGUGAGGGCGACGAACGUCGACCCCUUUCUGCCGCCGCGUCUGCUUCCGUUUCGUCCCUUGCCUCUGCGGAGACAGGAGAACGACGCGAGGCGCGACUGGCGGGGCUCGAGUUAGCGCUGGCGUUUCUGCGAGAGCAAACGGCGAAGUUUCUCCACUUUUUGGGUUCUUUGAUUCGGGCGUCGCAUGCGUCUCUGCAUGCGUUGACUCUCGAUUUCGCCCCCCCACUUCUCUUUCAGAGACUUCGAAGCUGUUCACCUUCGGCCGAACCCGCUUCGUCGCCGCCGGCUUCCCCGGCACAGAGCCGGAAGACGCAUGCACAGGGAGACACCGCGGCGGUCGGAAACGUUUUCCCUUCCUUCGAGAACUGCGGACCUCUCUCAGGACUGCUUCUUCUUUCAGACCGACUCUUCUCGAGCCUCGUCCGCUCCGAUUUGCCGCCGCUUUUCGGCAGUGACCAAGCACGCGUCCUGUCUUCUGGUCAAGGAAGGAGCCGGAAAGACGAGAAAGGAAGAGAGACCGACCUCGUGCAACCGAGAGGAGAAAGGGAAGAGACGGAGGGUCAAAAGGGUCAGACGCCGAGGAGGCAUUCAAACGACAGAGAAUUCCAUGGGUCAGAAGAGCCGUUUCCCGAUGGCAGCGAAUGUGAAGAGCGCGAGAGAGAUGCUUCUUACUUCGGUGCCUAUCUCUUUUUGUUGAGUCUUAUUCUUCCCUCCUUUUCUGCCGUCUCGCCUCCCUCUACGUCUUUCUCGUUCCCUUACCUCGUCUGUCUUUCUCUGUCCGAUGCGAUAGCGACAGGAAAGGCCCUCCGCCGCUCCUCGAGCCGGCAACAUGACCUGGGGCAGGGAGAACACACCGUGUGCGCAGAGAGGAGAGGAGAGAAGAGAGGAUGCGGGGCGUCUCCUGGGAGCUCGACCGCAGCGCAAAGCGGGAGGAGCGGUGGCCUCGCGAAGCAUGCACAGUCGUCUCACUUUGCGUUUAUGAGGCUCCGUUCGCUUCAAAUCGUCGACUUCAAUCCCCUCCUUCACCUGCUUCUCUCGGAGGCCGCGUUUGCGUGGCGAAACGAGAUUUCACACGUCCCUUCUCGCUCGCCGUCUUCUCCCUCGCCUCACACGCAGCCUCCUGCUCCGUCCUCACUGGCGUUGAGUCUCGUGUGGGAGGGCGAAGGCGUAGAGGAGUGGAAAGGGGAGGAGGAAGAGGAAAAUGAGACAGGAGAGAGCGACCGAGAGGACGAUUCUUGUGUGUGGAGUAGCGCCUCGUCCUCUCGUGCAUCUGCCUCUCGCGCCCGUGGCCGACUCCCCACAGCCCGCCAAGGAGAGAAAGAAGGCGAGGCGAAGAACUGGGAAUACACAGAGGGGUUGCAGGAGUACCUAGAUGUGUGUGACACACUGCGAAGACACAGACGGUUCGGUGCAGAGCUUAUUCACGCGUUUCUCUCGAAACUGCCUCGCUUCUCUCUCGUUCUCCCGCCCUCGGGAGUACAGGCAGCUCGGACUCUCGCCCUUCUCUUCUCGCCGUCCACGUCUUCUCUGUUCUCCUCCGAGGUCGCUCGACGCCGAGCCAUGGGCCUCGUGUUGCCGUUCUUUAUGAAUCCGGCGCUUUUCCCGCUGGCGGAGAAGCCGGGAAAUCCAUGUCUUUCCGCCUCCUCCCUGCGAGCUGUGGAAGGAGCUCGAGACUUCCCCGCGUUCGCUUCGAGCCCCAGAGAGCCUCCUCACGAGGCCUGUGCUGUCUCCACUGUCUCCGCUGUCUCCUGCGCCCUCUCGGCUUCUCGGCCUUUGCCGGACCCGGCACCGCGUCUCGGAAGAAAGAGUGAAGAAGGCCUUUCCUUCUCCGUUUCGCCUCCAGAACUGGAUCGGUUCGUGGGGAUCCUCAAGCUGCUGACGGCCACCGCGUUGCUCGAACACGGCUUCCUCUUUCCUCUAGAGUCUCCCGACUUUUUCCUCGAAAGAGAACGGAGGGUGCGCCUUCGAGGCACGAGAGACGAGAAAGAUGGCGGGAAGGCGCCCCGCGAGAAGAGAAGAGGGCUCUGGGACUUCCUCUCUGCUCUCUCAACCUUCCCGUCCUCGUCUUCGAUGCCGGCUACACGGGGACUCCGGAAGGACGAGCGAGCCUCAACCCGAGACGCGCCUUGCCCACGCACUCCCGCACGUUCUCUCUCUUCUCCACAGCCACGGAGACAGAGACGGAGCGUCCUGUGGUCUGCUCUCUGGCCUCGGGAUCUAGAGGAGCCUACGCCAUCUGCGCGGAAGCGCGAACGGAGAGCCUCCGCGAGGCAUCGUCUCGGCAGCGCGUCACCCUGCGGAGACGAGACUGCGGGGAAGGAGGGCGCGGAGACGCGAGAGGCGCGCGAGGAGACAGACAGCCAGGACGACUCGUCAAGCUGGACGGAGAGAGAAGAUGCGUCUCCGUCGAACUGUGACGCUCCCAUUUCCAGAUGGCCAGGUGCGCCGUCGCUCCUCUCCAGUGGGGAACACCCGUCUUGUGCGUCGCGGUCGUAUGAGCGGGGGGAGAGAAGAAAAGUGUCGGGGUUCAGUGAACCAGAACAGCGGCAGUCAGCUCGUUUGCCUUCUCGGCUUCGAUCGAACGUGUCCACUCACGCAGUCCAUACCGCGUCUUCUUCAGCGACGUGGGCGCGACGGUUUGUCGUUCCCUUUUGCUUUUCUUCCUCGUCGUCUUCCCCGUUUUCUGGGGGGGUGUAUGGAGAGGCGCGGAACGCGCGCAGAGGAGUGAGAACCGGGGACCGUCGAAGACUCGCUCGAGGCCUGUCGCGCGAUGUGGAGUGCAUGCGGCAGUUCAAGAAGCAAGAAAUCGGACUGAAGCCGACGGAAGCCUCGCUCCGCUUUUUGCACCAGCAACUGAACGGGCUGGGCUGGGAGGGCCCGCGGCGCCUCCCUGAUCCCGCCGCGGGAGAGACGCGCGGCACACAGGGAGAGAAAAGUGGAGACAAGAGCGGACUGGGACAAAGAGAGAAAGGCGCAGCGCUCGGACCACAGAGCGUCGCUGGCCCCCCAGUGAGGAGAAAGACGCUGCUCGAGCAACGCCUCGAAAAGGCAGAGCUGCUGCUCUGGCGAGAGCAGGGAGAAGAACGCGCGAAAGGAGAAGACGGACGGACAGGAGAAGGAAGAAAAGGAGAAGGAAUAACAGGAGAAGGAAGAGAAGAGGAAGGGCGCUCCCGAGGGAAGAAGGGAUGUGAACGCCGCACUGUUCAGUCGUAUUCUGUGUCUUCUGAUGGAAGAAUUCCAGUUUUCGCGAAAGGGAGAACGAACCUGCCCCGCCAUUUCCGCUACGUGGACCGCGUCGUCUCGUCUCUCUCGGGAGUCUUCUCAGACGUCCGGCGUUCAGCCUCGAGCUUCUUUCGCCAAAGCGAGGCCGGCGAGGGCGAUCAGGAACGCGGGCAAAAUCCGACAGAAGAGAGAGAAGCCAGUGAAAUCCACGAUGGGGAACCGCGACCGGAUGCUGGUCGGUUCGUGAGCAAGUGGAAGUCCUUCUUUGUUUUCUCUGGAAGAAAAGACGGGGAAGAACGAACUCUUCGAACUCGGGAAACGGUUCGACCGAAGCCUGGAAAGGUGCCUGUGAAGAAACGAGGGCGUUUGCUGAACCAUGUGCACCCCUACAGCUGCAUCGAGACUCUGGAGCUUCUCUUCAUUCCUCCUGCUUCGCGGUCCACUGCCAUGCCUUCGAGCUCUGGUUCUUGUCUUUCUUGUUCACUUUCUUCCCUUUCUUGUUUUUCGUGUGUGUCUUGUUCGUGUUGUUCUUCGUCUCGCUCGUCUCUCGCUUCUGACCGGGAAGCGACGCGAGCUCUCUGCCGUCGUUUGUUUGCGUCGCACAGUCCCUAUCGGACGGCACUGAUUCAAAUCUUCCGGUUUACGCUUCCGCGACUUCGGCUGUUUCGCCUCGCGUUCGCUUCCCACCGCCCCCACCCUUCUUCCGUUCCGGUCUUCCUGCCGCAAAAGGUGCGCGCUGGAGACCCAACCUUCAGCAACAGAAGCAGGCUCUUUGUCUCCUGUUCGAGCUCUCGCUCUCCGCCGUGUCUCUGUGGCGAGGAAGAGUCGCGGCGUCUGAUGCGCGCUGAGAGAGACAGAACAGACGAGAGCCGCUUUCGGUCCCUGUUUCGGGCGCUGGGAUUUGACGACGAAACCGGUGGAAAAAGUCGAGAUGAAGCGUGCCUCGAGCUGCCGGCCACCCUUCGGGAGUUUGAGCCGGUGUCCCCUUGUCUCCGAGACGCGCCGGACGGCGCGUUUGGUUCAGCUUGUCUCUUUCUCCUUGACGUUCGCCCAGGCGGGCGAGACGGACGGAUUUCCCCUCGCGCUCCAGCGCCUCUUCUCUUCUCCGUCACCUCUCUCGCGUGCUUCGCCCGCAUGUCUUCCUCUGCUCUGUGCCGCGCUGCGUCUCUGGAGGAGGCGCCUCCGUCUCCGUCGUCUGUCCCCGAAUCAGCUUCUACCCUGCCGACUUCCUCUCCUCGCCUGCUCUCCGCUUCUUCGGAGUCUUCCUGGAGCUCGCCCCGUUCCGCGCACUCCUCUCCGCGCCUCCUGCGUCUCUCUUCUUCGGCGUCUUUCCACCGUCUCGGGCGCCUGCCUGCCUCGGUAUCUCUCGCCUACUUGGCGGUUGCCCCCGACCUGAUUUCCUCAGCGAUCGCGCGCUCCUCGCUGCUGCCUCGCCUCCUUUUCCCUCUCUUGCGGCGCGCGUCGUCCCUCUUCGCCGCAUGCCAGCAAAUCGAGAGGAACUACGCGCACUUUCUCCCCGCGCCUGUGCAGCUGCCCGAAGCCCCCACCAGGAUGGCCGGUGAAGUGAGGACCGCCGUUCUCGCUGCCGUCGACGUUGUGCUCGAGGAGAUCGAAUUGCUACCCCCGCGAGAAGAAGAGGCGCGCAGGCGUGGGGAGGCAGCCUCUGAGGAGGGAGACCGGAGCGGGGAGACGCACCGCGCGAAAACGGUGGAGAGGACAGGCAGGUGA
Molecule: messenger RNA, 7764 nt
Organism: Neospora caninum
Lineage: Eukaryota; Apicomplexa; Conoidasida; Eucoccidiorida; Sarcocystidae
Product: putative ATPase, AAA family domain-containing protein
Exons: 2
Coding region: 1-7764 (2587 amino acids)
Source: RefSeq, a predicted model, not a curated record